This is a messenger RNA of Didymosphaeria variabile, 663 nucleotides long. RefSeq lists its product as uncharacterized. Bases 1 to 663 code for a protein of 220 amino acids. Lineage: Eukaryota; Fungi; Ascomycota; Dothideomycetes; Pleosporales; Didymosphaeriaceae. The transcript is spliced from 3 exons. The record is from RefSeq and is a predicted model, not a curated record.
AUGCCUUUUCUCCGAAACUUGUACCGUACGAUUGCUUCCCCGUUCGGCUAUCUCUUCGACCCUGGCUUCAUGUACCUGGUCGCAACCUUUUUCCUGUCCAUCUUGAUCAAGCCUGUAUGCAUCGCGGUUGGUGCCGCCCUCGUCCACCGUCACGCAGAUAGCCUACGACCGCUUUUCGACAUGAUCAACAUCGAGUCCGACGGCCGCACCUACGUCUUGAAAGUUGGUAGCUUCUGCUUUAGCCUCAUCUCCAUGGACAAUUUGGAGGUUCUGCGCAGCUACUGCUACGAGCCCCUCAAGGAUUUGACCGAUACACUUGGACCCUUGAUGGACCGGCGCUCUGGCUUCUUCUCCAGGGAAACUGGGGCGUACCAAACCACGUUCACGUCUUUGGGUCUGCACGCUAACUUUUUACCUGUGGUAGGCAAUAGCAUCUAUCACAACGCCAGCAGCAUGAUUUGGGCUCUGGAGUUCUUGGUGAAGGGCGCGUGGGAUAUCCUCCACGAGGUGUUUCCCAAAGGGAGGGACGAGAUCGCUGCGGUUUUCGCGCUUCUCACCUGGAUACUUCUGAAGUACAUUACUACUGUGAUGAAGUUGAUGCGGUGGUCCAUCUUUGCGGUGGUGGUCAUCCGGGUCAUGCUCUUAUUGAUCGGAGCGUAUUAG